AUGACAAAAGGCUGGAUAAAGGAUGAAGGUCAUGAAUGCCAUGAAUUUUUGGAUGAAGUCCAUGAAUGUUUGAUCUGGAUCGCUGGUGUUGCUGAUGAAAAUAUUCUGGAUAUGCAUUUAAAAAGGAUUCUAGAGAAUAUUAGGCAUGUGCUACAAGUGUGGACGUUGAAGAGCACCUUUAUCGGCUUGCACGUGACAUGGGCAUCACAAUUAUUACAUCUUCACAGGCAUAAGUUAGCGAAAAUCUAUAUUUCUUCAGACAGAAGGACUACCCACUCUUUUUGGCUUGCUUGUAACAUUUUAUGUGGGAACGAAGAAUUCAAGUGGUACCCUGCUGCUGCUGCUGCCAUGUUUCCAGCUUAUUAUGAGUUCAUACUUUUCCCUUUUGGGGACCUAGAUGCAUUCAUUGCAGCUAUUAUUGUGAGUAUUGCCUUCUCUUUCAUUCCUGCCUCGUUAGUUGUUGCUAUUAUGAAGACUAGGCUUAGAGCAAUGAUUGCAAGAGAUGAGUUCAGAAGUAGAAGAAACAAGGCUGCAACUAUAGUUCAGGUUGAUCUUGAAUAAGCGAAGGGGCAAUGGAUUGUAUUUUUUGUAUCUAAUUUGUUUGUAAAUUUUUGUUAGAACUUCUAUUGAUUUGUUUUAUCUUUCUAUGGAAC
Molecule: messenger RNA, 653 nt
Organism: Lactuca saligna
Lineage: Eukaryota; Viridiplantae; Streptophyta; Magnoliopsida; Asterales; Asteraceae
Source: the annotation of a GenBank genome assembly